AUGAUCUUACAAGAUUUUCAGACCCUUCAGGGAUCUGCCUUGAUUAUGUACAUAGAUGAUUUGCUGGUUGCUUCUACAACCUCUGCGGCUUGCAAAACGGACACCUUAGCCCUGCUUAUCUACUUGGCUGAAAAGGGGCUUAAGGUUUCACCUAAAAAACUCCAGUUUUGCCAAAAUAAAGUGACCUACUUGGGCCAUGCUAUCUCCAAAAAGGGCAGAGAGGUUUUGCGCACACGACUGCCUGAGUGCUUGCGCUCUGUGACAGCAGCGGCCCUUCUGGUAGAAAAGGCUCAAGCCCUCACGCUGGGUCAUCAAACUUUCCUCCAUGUCCCCCACUCUGUUGAAGCAAUCCUCUCUGUCCAUAAGACCCAGCACCUCUCUGUGCGGAGACAGACAUCUUAUGAACAGGCCCUUCUUUCAAACCCCGCUAUCUCAUUGGGCAGAUGUGAUCUUUUGAAUCCUGCUACUCUGCUUCCUUACUCCGAUUCAGAGGAGAUUGAACAUGAUUGUUUGGAGGUUAUUGAUCAGGAUAUGCGUCCUCACCCCGAUAUGAAAGACACCCCCAUAUCUAACCCGGAUCUAAUCUUUUUCACAGACAGCUCCUGCUACCAAGAUGCUAACGGAACGCUUCAUUCAUCUUACGUGGUAGUUUCUCCUGCCUCAAUUGUAGAGGCUUAUCUCUUGCCUGGGGUACGAUCAGCUCAGACAGCUGAGCUUGUGGCGCUUACACGAGCUGCCACUCUAGCUUCUGGCUCAUCCGUUAACAUUUUCACUGACAGUAAGUAUGCAUUUGGCAUCUGCCAUGCUACAGGUCGACUCUGGAAGCAACGUGGAUUUCUUACUUCCACAGGGUCCUCUGUAUCACAUGGACAUUUCAUUGCUGCCCUUCUUGAUGCCAUCCAACUCCCUUCUGAAAUCGCAGUCGUCCAUUGCAAAGCCCAUACCGGCCAGUCUGACUUUGUCUCUAUUGGAAACGCUUCUGCUGAUCAUGCGGCAAAAGCUGCAUCUGCUCUCUGUCCUUUUCAACUUCUUUCCACUUCCGAGCUCGUUCCUCUUGAUGCAUCUGUUCUUAAAAACACUCAAAAAUGCGCGCCAAUGGACGAGGUACAGCUCUGGGAACAGGAGCAAUGA
Messenger RNA from Varanus komodoensis (Komodo dragon), 1131 nucleotides. RefSeq lists its product as uncharacterized. The record is from RefSeq and is a predicted model, not a curated record. The transcript has 2 exons. The coding region runs from base 1 to 1131 and encodes 376 amino acids. Lineage: Eukaryota; Metazoa; Chordata; Lepidosauria; Squamata; Varanidae. Gene Ontology annotation, molecular function: nucleic acid binding; RNA-DNA hybrid ribonuclease activity.